GAGGGGAGUCAGACUUCCUGUCCCUGAGCCCGAGCCCACGCGUGCGGGCUGGACCCCUCCCCCUGCCCCCCGCUUCCCCCCAUAGUAGCUGGACGUCUGGGUCCGCGCCGCGUCCUUCCCGCCGCGCCAUUGGAUUAUGUCUCGGAUCGAAUCCCUCACGCGGGCGCGGAUCGAACGGAGCAAAGAGCUGGCGAGCAAGACCCGGGAGAAGGAGAAGAUGAAGGAAGCCAAGGACGCCCGUUACACCAACGGGCACCUCUUCACCACCAUCUCCGUGUCGGGCAUGACCAUGUGCUACGCCUGCAACAAAAGCAUCACAGCCAAGGAGGCCCUCAUCUGUCCGACCUGCAAUGUGACUAUCCACAACCGCUGUAAAGACACCCUGGCCAACUGUACCAAGGUCAAGCAGAAGCAACAGAAAGCCGCCUUGCUGAAGAACAACACGGCCUUGCAGUCUGUGUCUCUCCGCAGUAAGACCACCCUCCGGGAGCGGCCAAGCUCUGCCAUCUACCCCUCUGACAGCUUCCGGCAGUCUCUCCUGGGUUCCCGCCGUGGCCGCUCCUCGCUGUCUCUAGCCAAGAGUGUCUCCACUACCAACAUCGCCGGCCAUUUCAAUGAUGAGUCCCCACUGGGGCUUCGCCGCAUCUUGUCUCAGUCCACGGACUCCCUCAACAUGCGGAACCGGACAUUGUCAGUGGAAUCCCUCAUUGACGAAGGUGCAGAGGUGAUCUACAACGAGCUGAUGAGUGACUUUGAGAUGGACGAGAAGGAUUUUGCUGCCGACUCCUGGAGCUUGGCCGUGGAUGGCAGCUUCUUGCAGCAGCAUAAGAAGGAGGUGAUGAAACAGCAGGAUGUCAUCUAUGAGCUGAUCCAGACGGAACUGCACCACGUGAGGACGCUGAAGAUCAUGACUCGCCUUUUCCGCACGGGGAUGCUGGAAGAGCUGCAGCUGGAGCCCGGCGUCGUCCAAGGCCUGUUCCCCUGUGUGGAUGAGCUCAGUGACAUCCACACGCGUUUUCUCAGUCAGCUGUUGGAGCGCCGCCGCCAGGCCCUGUGUCCCGGAAGCACCCACAACUUUGUCAUCCACCGUUUGGGGGACCUGCUCAUCAGCCAGUUCUCUGGGCCUAGCGCAGAACAGAUGCGGAAGACCUACUCGGAGUUCUGCAGCCGCCACACCAAGGCCCUGAAGCUCUAUAAGGAGCUAUACGCCCGGGACAAGCGUUUCCAGCAGUUUAUCCGGAAAGUGACCCGCUCAGCAGUGCUAAAGCGGCAUGGGGUGCAGGAGUGUAUCCUCCUGGUGACUCAGCGGAUCACCAAGUACCCGGUGCUCAUCAGCCGCAUCCUGCAGCAUUCUCAUGGGAUGGAGGAGGAGCGCCAGGACCUGACCACAGCACUGGGGCUGGUGAAGGAGCUGCUCUCCAAUGUGGACCAGGAUGUGCACGAGCUGGAAAAGGGGGCCCGCCUACAGGAGAUCUAUAACCGCAUGGACCCUCGUGCCCAGGCCCCCGUGCCUGGCAAGGGCCCCUUUGGCCGGGAAGAGCUUCUGAGACGCAAACUCAUUCAUGACGGCUGCCUGCUCUGGAAGACGGCCACAGGCCGCUUCAAAGAUGUGCUGAUGCUGCUGAUGACGGAUGUGCUAGUGUUUCUCCAGGAGAAGGACCAGAAGUACAUCUUCCCUGCCCUGGACAAGUCCUCGGUGGUGUCGCUGCAGAACCUGAUUGUCCGGGACAUUGCCAACCAAGAGAAGGGCAUGUUUCUCAUCAGCGCUGCCCCGCCUGAGAUGUAUGAGGUGCACACGGCGUCCCGGGAGGACCGCAGCACCUGGAUCCGCGUCAUUCAGCAGAGUGUCCGUGUGUGCCCAUCCAGGGAGGACUUCCCCCUGAUUGAGACGGAAGAUGAGGCUUACCUGCGGCGAAUCAAGAUGGAGCUGCAACAGAAGGACCGGGCUCUGGUGGAGCUGUUACAAGAGAAAGUUGGGCUGUUUGCUGAGAUGACACAUUUUCAGGCAGAGGAGGACGGUGGCGGUGGCAUGCCCCUGCCCACCCUGCCCAGGGGCCUCUUCCGCUCUGAGUCUCUUGAGUCCCCUCGCGGCGAGCGGCUGCUGCAGGAUGCCAUCCGAGAGGUGGAGGGCCUGAAGGACCUGCUGGUAGGACCUGGAGGGGAGCAGCUCUGGACACCUCGAGAAGCACCCCUGCCCUUGGAAGCAGACAGCGGUGGUAACACAAGCCCUGGGGUCACUGCCAAUGGUGAGGUCCGAACCUUCAAUGGUUCCAUCGAGCUCUGCAGAGCAGACUCUGACUCCAGCCAGAAGGACCGGAAUGGAAACCAGCUGAGGGCACCCCAGGAGGAGGUGUUACAGCGCCUGGUCAACCUCUAUGGACUUCUGCAUGGCCUCCAGGCGGCUGUGGCCCAGCAAGACACUCUGAUGGAAGCACGGUUCCCCGAGGGUCCCGAACGCCGGGAGAAGCUGACUCGAGCCAACUCCCGGGACGGAGAGGCCUGUAGGGCCGGGGCUGGCCCCGUGGCCCCUGAGAAGCAGGCCACGGAACUGGCACUCCUACAGCGGCAACAUGCAUUGCUGCAGGAGGAGCUGCGGCGUUGCCGGCGUCUGGGUGAAGAGCGGGCCACUGAGGCUGGCAGCCUGGAAGCCCGGCUCCGUGAGAGCGAGCAGGCUCGGGCUCUGCUAGAGCGGGAGGCUGAGGAGGCUCGCCGGCAGCUGGCCGCCUUGGGCCACACAGAGCCGCUUGCACCUGAGGCCCCCUGGGCCCGUAGGCCUCUGGAUCCUCGGAGGCGCAGCCUCCCAGCAGGCGACGCCCUAUACCUGAGUUUCACCCCGCCGCAGCUGAGCCGAGGCCACGACCGCCUGGACCUGCCUGUGACUGCUCGCUCUGUCCAUCGGCCCUUUGAGGACCGAGAGAGGCAGGAGCUCGGGAGCCCCGAGGAGCGGCUGCAGGACAGCAGUGACGCCGACACUGGCAGCGAGGAGGAAGGAAGCAGCCGGCUGUCCCCACCCCACAGUCCCCGAGACUUCACCCGAAUGCAGGACAUCCCGGAGGAGACGGAGAGCCGUGACGGGGAGCCUUUGGCUCCUGAGAGCUAAGGGGGCUCCUCCCCACCACCCUGUGCCCCACUGAAGAAUGUGACUGAAGGGGCCAGCCCAGGGUGGGUGGGGGGACUCCACUCUGCCAAUGAGGAGGGAUCAUUGCAAAGAACUGUUGACUGUCCUUGCCAGCUCUUGGGAUCCUUGGAUACCUGGGGCCCUUUAGGAAGCCCGGGAAGGGGAGGAGGGAUUUAGGCCACGGUCCCUACCACCUUAAGGAGGGGGAGCAUCCAGAAGCUACACCACAGAUGCCAACCUUCAUGCCUUCUUCCCUCUACUUUAGGAAAAUUUAUUUAUUUAUUGUUUAUUAGCUAUGGGGGUGGGAAGGGGAAAUUUAAAGGACCAGGGACACGGGAACCAAGCCAUAGGGAUCAGGGGCCUUGUCCUUUAACACUACCGGGUGCAGUCAGGUUUAACCGCGCCGCGGCUGCUGCUGGCCUCUGGCCCGCACACCCCUCCAGCAACACCGGUCCCCAAGGAGGGCCGCAGGUGCAGGACCCCUUCAUGGAGGGCCGUGGGUGGGGCUGCGGCUGGCCUCCUCUCUUCCGCCCCUCCACCCCUCCUGGCCUCGCACUGCUCUGUUCCCUUGGCCUGCUGAAGCCGAUGGCAUAGAGGCUAGGUGGCCCUGAGGGGGACAGGGCAGGGAAGGCAGAUCCCCCACCCCCCAAGGACCAGUCUUUUUUUCUUUUUUUUUUUUGUACCAAAGCCAGCUGCACGUGUUCUAUAUAUAUUUUUAAGAAUGUAGGCCAUUAGGGACCGUAGCCUUUUAUUUUCACGGCUCUGAACUUAAGGGGUUGAGGGAUAACCGUGACUUCUCCAAUGGUCUACAGUCACGGGGCAUGUAUUCUGACCUCUUCCCCAGCCGUCUAGCAGUUCAAGGGCACAGGCUGGGGACAUGUGGAUGAACCCUUGACCUCAGUUUUCCACCUAGGUAGCCGUGACCCAAAACCUCAGCAGGAAUUUGGGGGAAGUUUUCUUAACCAACCCCCAGAGCCCACCAGCUCCAGUCAUUUUUCUGUCAAUUUGGUUAUCAAAGAAAAAAAAUCAGGGAAAAUUAAAAACCUGGAACC
Molecule: messenger RNA, 4170 nt
Organism: Ochotona curzoniae (black-lipped pika)
Lineage: Eukaryota; Metazoa; Chordata; Mammalia; Lagomorpha; Ochotonidae
Gene: ARHGEF2
Product: Rho/Rac guanine nucleotide exchange factor 2
Exons: 22
Coding region: 137-3100 (987 amino acids)
Biological process (GO): positive regulation of neuron differentiation; regulation of Rho protein signal transduction; cell morphogenesis
Cellular component (GO): ruffle membrane; cytoskeleton
Molecular function (GO): microtubule binding; guanyl-nucleotide exchange factor activity
Source: RefSeq, a predicted model, not a curated record